Molecule: messenger RNA, 1525 nt
Organism: Lemur catta (Ring-tailed lemur)
Lineage: Eukaryota; Metazoa; Chordata; Mammalia; Primates; Lemuridae
Gene: MED28
Product: mediator complex subunit 28
Exons: 4
Coding region: 18-554 (178 amino acids)
Cellular component (GO): mediator complex
Source: RefSeq, a predicted model, not a curated record
UCCCCGCCAUUCCAGACAUGGCGGCUCCGCUAGGCGGCAUGUUCUCUGGACAGCCACCCGGGCCUCCGCCGCCCCCGCCCGGACUCCCGGGCCAGGCUUCGCUUCUUCAGGCGACGCCAGGCGCGCAGAGACCUUCCAACAGUACUUUGGUGGACGAGUUGGAGUCAUCUUUCGAGGCUUGCUUUGCUUCUCUGGUGAGUCAGGACUAUGUCAAUGGCACUGAUCAAGAAGAAAUUCGAACUGGUGUUGACCAGUGUAUCCAGAAAUUUCUAGAUAUUGCAAGACAGACAGAAUGUUUUUUUCUACAAAAAAGAUUGCAGUUAUCUGUUCAGAAACCAGAGCAAGUUAUCAAAGAGGAUGUCUCGGAGCUAAGGAAUGAAUUACAGCGGAAGGAUGCGCUGGUCCAGAAGCACUUGACAAAGCUGAGGCACUGGCAGCAGGUGCUGGAGGACAUCAGUGUGCAGCACAAAAAGCCAGCCGACAUCCCUCAGGGUUCCUUGGCCUACCUGGAACAGGCGUCAGCCACUAUCCCUGCCCCUCUGAAGCCGACCUGAGGGAGGGGGCAGCUGCAGCCUGAGAGCGCGCGUGUGUCUGAGGCAGCUUCGGACCGUUUGCCACGCACUGCUUCUGGUGGAUGUGGCGUUUUGCAAGAACUCUUUAUUCUCACUUGAAAUUUUUCCACUAUUUUUAUAAGCUGUUUAAUGUCUUAAAAUACUUUAUGUUUUUUUGCUUUGUAAAUUUUUGUAUGAUUUUUCAUCUCCUUGUGUGUGUUUCCAGUUAGGUUAGUUUGUUUGAUCUGAGAGAAAAAACAAUAAUAGUCUGAGAAUGGGGGAUGAGGAUUUUGCUUGUAGGCCUUUUAUGAUAAUUACCCUACCAUGGUAGUGUAGAAAAAUAGGUAAACCUGCUGUGUUUUACCUUUGAACUACCUCAAGAAGAGAAAUCUAAUGCAACAAUGUUUAUAGUACUUCCAGAGCUCUGAGAAUGAGGACAUUUUGUAAAUAAGUAGGAAGAGGAUUAAAAUAUCCUGGGUUAUAUAGUAAUAUUGCAGUAGAAUCCCCAGGCUAAUGCUGACUUAUUUGGGGUAAGUUUAUAUUUUGCGUAGUGUUUAUUUACUGUUUUUGAUAGGGAGGGAUGUAGUAGGAGCAGUGCUAUGCUAAAUUUUGUUGGGUUCUGCGGUAAUGAAUCAGUGAAAGUAAUGGGAUGGACUGUGUCUCAGUACUGUGACAGUUGGGGCACAGGUGAAAUAUGAGGUGUUAAAGUUUGCUCUGGUUUUCUCUUAGUUUUGAGUUUUUGCUUGUGCCGUUUUUAUUUUGCAUCUUGGGAGAGAGAUAUUUUGCAUUAAGAAUAAUUGUUGCUAAUGCAUUUGAUUCCAGGGGACUGGGGUCUCGGGGUGGCUUGGCUACUUCCACAAAGAGUAUGUGGAGCCUCCGCGUUUGGGAAGACACUUUACUCUCUUGCUAGUUUCAUAGGCCACCUCAGAUUGCCUGAAUUACUGUUGGAAAAUACAGACUAGUGUUGUUUUCUG